Pteronotus mesoamericanus is the source of this 3740-nucleotide messenger RNA. RefSeq names its product nuclear transcription factor Y subunit alpha (gene NFYA). Gene Ontology annotation, biological process: regulation of transcription by RNA polymerase II. The record is from RefSeq and is a predicted model, not a curated record. The coding region runs from base 226 to 1269 and encodes 347 amino acids. The transcript is spliced from 10 exons. Gene Ontology annotation, cellular component: CCAAT-binding factor complex. Gene Ontology annotation, molecular function: DNA-binding transcription factor activity, RNA polymerase II-specific; DNA binding. NCBI's taxonomy places the organism in Eukaryota, Metazoa, Chordata, Mammalia, Chiroptera, Mormoopidae.
CGGUUGGAGGGAGGCCCGAUUCCCCUUUGUUCGGGUUCGCCAUUUUGCGAGGCAGCGGCAGUGGCGGCGGCAGCGGCGGCUGGAGCCUCUGAUUGGGUUUCGGAGUCCGGUACUGGAGCCAAUCAGCGCGGGCAGCGAACCGGGGGAGCGAGGCACGGAGUGCAUCUCACAGUCUUCUAGACUCUACAGCGGAAAACUCACUGUGUACGAGAUCUUUGAGGGACCAUGGAGCAAUAUACAACGAACAGCAAUAGUUCGACAGAGCAAAUUGUUGUACAGGCUGGACAGAUUCAGCAGCAGCAGCAGGGUGGUGUCACUGCUGUCCAGUUGCAGACUGAGGCCCAGGUGGCAUCCGCCUCAGGCCAGCAAGUCCAGACCCUCCAGGUAGUCCAGGGGCAGCCAUUAAUGGUACAGGUCAGUGGAGGCCAGUUAAUCACAUCAACUGGCCAACCCAUCAUGGUCCAGGCUGUCCCUAGCGGGCAAGGUCAAACCAUCAUGCAAGUACCUGUAUCUGGGACACAGGGUUUGCAACAGAUACAGUUGGUUCCUCCUGGACAGAUCCAGAUCCAGGGUGGGCAAGCUGUGCAGGUACAGGGCCAGCAGGGCCAAACCCAGCAGAUCAUCAUCCAGCAGCCCCAGACUGCCGUCACUGCUGGCCAGACUCAGACGCAGCAACAGAUCGCCGUCCAGGGGCAGCAAGUAGCACAGACUGCUGAAGGGCAGACCAUUGUCUAUCAGCCAGUUAAUGCAGACGGCACCAUUCUCCAGCAAGUUACAGUCCCUGUUUCAGGCAUGAUCACCAUCCCAGCAGCCAGUUUGGCAGGAGCACAGAUUGUUCAGACAGGAGCCAACACCAACACAACCAGCAGUGGACAAGGGACUGUCACGGUGACACUACCAGUGGCAGGCAAUGUGGUCAAUUCAGGAGGAAUGGUCAUGAUGGUGCCUGGUGCUGGUUCUGUGCCUGCUAUCCAAAGGAUCCCUCUACCUGGGGCAGAGAUGCUUGAAGAAGAGCCCCUCUAUGUGAAUGCCAAGCAGUACCACCGCAUACUUAAGAGGAGGCAAGCCCGGGCCAAACUAGAGGCAGAAGGGAAAAUUCCAAAGGAAAGAAGGAAAUAUCUGCAUGAGUCUCGACACCGUCAUGCCAUGGCGCGGAAGCGUGGUGAAGGUGGACGGUUUUUCUCUCCAAAGGAGAAGGAUAGUCCUCAUAUGCAGGAUCCAAACCAAGCAGAUGAAGAAGCAAUGACACAGAUCAUCCGAGUGUCCUAACCCCAGGCCAUGUGAUGGACCUGGAUUAAGGUCACCUUCCUCACCAUUGUUCCAGGAAAUUGAUCAGUUCUUCCAAUGGGACACUGAUGAUCACAUUCUGCCCUUUUUACAGGACAGAAGCCCACUUAGUUUUUAAUAAGUGGCUCAGUAUUAUAAUUGCAGCAGUGUCUGGCAAAUUGAAGUUGCAAGUCUUUCUCACCCUUUCAGUCAGGACCUGUUUUAGACUGUUGAUUACAUUGACAUUUCAUGGAUUAGGAUGAUGCAAGCGACUCAUGCCAGCCCAGCAGUACCACACACAGCACUUACGUUGUCUGGUGAAGCCAGCCAGCUAUCUCAGCAGGGGAAAAUAACCUUCUCAAGUUAAACUGAAUUUGGGGAAGCUGGAGCCUACUUCUUCCCAUGGAAUCUAAAAAACCAUCCAUCCCUCUGAUGAGGGAUCUCAGGCUAAGUAAAUGGACGCUCUGUGUUCAGAGAUGACUUCCUGGCAAUGAAGUUCCAUCUCGUAAUAUGGAAACAAUAAAUUCUCUGAGAUAUAUUCAUCUAAUCUGUGGUAAUAAUAAGAAUCUCUGUCUGCCCAGAUGAUAGGUUGGUAUUUUUGGACUCCAGCCAAGAAAAAGCUAAUUCUGGGGAUAGAAUGAUAAAAGAAUCAAGCACUAAAAAUAAUAAUUGCUGUAUCUUUUUUAGCUUUGACCAGUUGUGGUCUGCUUGUGCAUCUGUUGACAGGUCAUCUGGACCAUAGUUCUUACUAUAGCUACUUUUAAGACAUUUUAGAAGGUAUUGGAACUCGAAACUUCCUUUCCUAAGUAGAGAACAAAACAAUACAACUUCCAUGCUGAAGUGCUGAAGACAGUGGUCGCACCUCCUAAACAGAGCCAAACUAGAGAUUUUCAGUCAUAAGCUUGGUGACAGCAUUUGGAAAAUAGAAGGGUUUGUGUGUGUUUCAGUCUAGAAGAAGAGAGAGUUGUAUGUAUACCCAUAUGUUGUCAUAUAGCAUGAUUGAUUCUUCAGUGGAUGGAUGCCUGGGAUGGAUCAUUAAGAUGAGAAUAAUUUACAUUUACACUAUAGCCUUUUACCAAGAACAGAAAGGGAGCGGUAUGAGAUUUGGUCCUUGUCAGUUUCUGGAAAGCACUGUUCAAUGCAGCUGCUGUGGGUGUUCUCCAGGUUACCUGCUAGAGCUUGAGGCAGGUAGAUGUUGGCUUCACUCCUGCAGCACUUUGUGCUGGCCCCAGAAAACACAUAUUCUCAUUCUUCCCAUGGCAACUGACUCUGGCUCCAGUUUUCAUUUGUUUCCCUCCUUUCUCAAUAGGCCUCGUGCAGGAGGUUUUCAUAUUGCAUCCAUAUCCUGGGGACAAAUUACAGACUGGAAAUCAAGGUGCCUGCAGUGUAAGAAACUGGACCAUAGUUCCCAGAACGGGUUGUGCCUCAUUUUCUAGAUGUUGAACCCUGUUUAGAAAUAAGAUGAUAUUUCAGAAGAGCUUCUUCCUACUCUGGAAACAAAACAAUUCUUUUGAGAAACAUGUGGGUUUGACUUAAAUACCAAGCGUAAAGAUUGGCUUUUUUAUUUUACUCUACAUUGAGAGAGAAAAGAUAAAUUUAACUCUAAAGAAAACAUCACAAAGGGAAAUCAUUGUAAUAGAAAAGAGGUACAGGGCUAUGCAAAAGAAGCAGGAAGUGAAGUAUUUCUAGUUCCUGAAAUCAAAUUAUCUCUUGGCUUCUGGUGGGGGUCAGGGAGCUGAUUCUUUGGUAGGCUCACUAGAAACUUCUGGCUCUUUUUAUAUAUUGAGUUUCAGAUGUUAAUUUUAUCCAGUAAGCCCCAAACUUUUCAGAUGAUAGAUUAUUAAAAACAAUGAGGAAUUUAUAUAUCCUUUGGUUUGUUUAGGAAUCUUUAAGAUGCAGAGUUCAGGAAGAAAUUCCUCAGAUUUAAUUUCUAGUAUUUAGGCCAAUAGCAAUUCUAAAAUGCUAUUUAUUUGUGUCUAUAAGUUUGUACAUAGUAAUACCAACCUCAUUGUUGCAGAAUUAUUUUUUCAUGCAUUUGAGUUUUGUUUGAAAUGAAAUGCUGGUUGUUAUUUUGUCACUGCAUUUCAGCUAACUCCCGGCCCUCUUAUUGUGGUCAUUUUAGCACACCAUAAUAUCCCACAAAGUGGGGCUUUGAGAUUUGGACAUUUUCUUUGUUACUAGAAGUUCUUUUAUUCAUUUGUCCUUGUGACUGUAGUGAUGACUUCUAGAUGCAGAAAGAGUGAAUGGAUGAGUGAAUAAUUGGUUUAAUGCAUAGUUAUUCUACUUGAGUGCUUUUUUCCUUUCAGGAUAAUUGUAAAUGAAUAUAUUUUCAUUGUACUGGUACAUUGAACAUGUCAGUGUCUGUACCACUGGACCAACAACAUUUUAUGGCUAUUGAGUGCCUGAUGAUAAUGUCUUGCUUUUUCUUUGGGACUCCAAUUAUAUAUCUUUUGCCCUCAGCAGUAAGGGGAGUA